AUGUUAAUUUGGGGGAACGAUAUUGUCGGAAAACAAAGAUUAGCCGUCGGAAUAGCGAAGGCGGUAUUCGGUUCUUCGGAUUUUUUAUUCUGUUUGGACCCAAAGAAUAAUUGCCCGUUUACGGUGUCCGAGAACUCGGCCGCGCUCGAAAUGGCGUUGCGGAGCGUCGGAAAGCUCAUUGUGUUGGUCGAAAAUGUCGAUUCGGCUGAUCCCGGGUUUCUUAGGUUUCUCGCCGAUAUUUUGGAGGGGCGAAAGUGUCGUACGUGGACACGUGUUAUAUUUAUAUUGACAAUAUACGGCGACGGCGAUUAUGACACGUGGUGUAAUAUGUUUGGGGAUGACGAUGUAGUAUCGACUGUCAUUUCGAUGAAACUCAUUGUUUGUAAAUCGAAAUAUUCAAAUCCGAACCGUAAAAGAAAGAUGAAUCGAGAUGACGCGGCAAUUAGGCCGUGGAAGUGUCCGAGGAGGUGCGACAAAAUCGAUGAAGUCGAGGUUGAGAAAAGUGUUGGCCUCGUCCUCGCCCUCAACCUCAAUGUAAUAGCUGACGAUGACAACAUAGGCGACAACGAAAACUAUAGUCCGAUAUCGAGCGAUGUGACGUGCGAGCCGACGGUAACGGGACAACAUAGUUCUCCGUUAGCGUUCCUUAAAACCAUCGAAACUCAGAUCUUUUUCGACAGGUUGGACGAUGAUCGCAAGCGGGCAAAGCGAGCGUUGCGAUCGAAAUUCGAAUGUGCUUGCGGCGACCAGGCGGUUUUCUUGGAUGUCGAGGAGGCGGUGGUGGACGAGGUUUUCCGGUGGUCGGAAAUGUGUGGCGGCGGUGGCGGCGUGGUGGAGGAAUGGAUAGAGGAGGUCUUGGGGAGGAGCUUAGGUAUGGUUAGUGAGGGAGGGAAUGGUAGGAAUGUUGUUAGGGUGUGUUUGGGAGGGAAGGGACGACAAAUUGGAAUUGGAUAUAAGGGAAGUUGUCUUUUAAAAGGAUUUCUGUUUUGUUGGCGGACUGAAAUCUCACAAACAAACAGGGCACAAUCUCUCUGUUCUGUAUUUAAGGGAAUUGGAUAUAAGGGAAGUUGUCUUCCGUAG
This is a messenger RNA of Andrographis paniculata, 1080 nucleotides long. Its product is annotated as protein SMAX1-LIKE 4-like. The transcript has a single exon. Bases 1 to 1080 code for a protein of 359 amino acids. NCBI's taxonomy places the organism in Eukaryota, Viridiplantae, Streptophyta, Magnoliopsida, Lamiales, Acanthaceae. The record is from RefSeq and is a predicted model, not a curated record.